Phyllostomus hastatus (greater spear-nosed bat) is the source of this 3167-nucleotide messenger RNA. RefSeq names its product dual specificity phosphatase 22 (gene DUSP22). The transcript has 7 exons. The record is from RefSeq and is a predicted model, not a curated record. Gene Ontology annotation, molecular function: protein tyrosine/serine/threonine phosphatase activity. Gene Ontology annotation, biological process: regulation of cell population proliferation; transforming growth factor beta receptor signaling pathway; protein dephosphorylation. Gene Ontology annotation, cellular component: cytosol. The coding region runs from base 372 to 989 and encodes 205 amino acids. Lineage: Eukaryota; Metazoa; Chordata; Mammalia; Chiroptera; Phyllostomidae.
GCCGCUGGCCACAGGGCGUCAGACUACAGCUCCCAGGGAGCCUGCCGGGGAGGGCUGCGAGGGUCUCGCUCUGGGCGUCUGCGGGCGAAGCGAGACCGUUUCCCGGCAGAGACCCCGCUGCUGUGCCCGACCCGACUGGGAAGUCCAAGGCGGAGGGGCGGAAAGCCCCAGAGUCCCUGCCGAGUCCCUGGAAACAGCCCUGCCUCCCUGACGGCCCCGGUUGUCGUUGUUGUUGUUUAUACUUAGAGCACGAAAUUCCUCCCCAGCGCCUCCUCCCUCCCGCCCCACCUGCUCCUAAUCCUCCAGCAGUAACGCCAGUAGGGAGCCUGCGCCCUCAUUGCCAAGGGUACUUGAGUUCGCACUCAGCCACCAUGGGGAAUGGGAUGAACAAGAUCCUGCCUGGUCUCUAUAUUGGCAACUUCAAAGAUGCCAGAGAUGCAGAGCAGUUGAGCAAGAACAAGGUGACCCAUAUUCUCUCUGUCCACGACAGUGCCAGGCCAAUGUUAGAGGGGGUUAAAUACCUGUGCAUUCCAGCAGCCGAUUCACCAUCUCAGAACCUGACAAGACAUUUCAAAGAAAGUAUUAAAUUCAUUCAUGAGUGCAGGCUGAGGGGAGAAGGCUGUCUUGUGCACUGCCUGGCCGGUGUCUCCAGGAGUGUGACUCUGGUGACUGCAUACAUCAUGACCGUCACUGACUUUGGCUGGGAAGAUGCCCUACACACUGUGCGUGCCGGGAGGUCCUGUGCUAACCCCAACCUGGGCUUCCAGAGGCAGCUGCAGGAGUUUGAGAAGCAUGAAGUCCAUCAGUACCGGCAGUGGCUGAAGGAAGAAUAUGGAGAGAACCCCUUGAAGGACACAGAAGAAGCCAGAAACAUUCUGGGUAAAUAUAAAGAGCAAGGGCGCAUGGAGGCCCAACCUGGCAUGUGGAGGGGGACCAGCUUGCAGGCCCUGCCUCCUCUGGCCUACAGCAACUAUACUACGGAAACCUAAUGCUGCGACCUGGUGCCUGCCUUGCCACCAGGUGCCCUGGUGUGCUGGUGGCCACCUUGCCUUGGAGGACAGGAAGGGAGGGUGGCGAAGAUGGUGGAUCCAGACUCCAUCCCAGGACUUCGCCGAGCCUUGCCUCAGGCGCCUCUACUCUGCCCACUCCUGUCACUCCAAAACUUGAUGCACUGUCUGGGGGCUGCCCUGCUUCCCCACACUUUCACAUAUCUGUGUGCAUGUGCACAUAUGUGUGAAUGUGUCCGUGUGUGAGUGUGAACAGUGCUGAACAGUCACAAAAUCCACCCUGCCAGGAUUGAUAUUGCUACCUUUCCCUUGGUCCAAGACUCCAAACAGAAGGCUUUAAAGUUGACAUCUGAAAUGCUGCUCAGCCAGAAGCAGCCAUGCCUGUGAACACACAGUGAGAACUGCAGGCCAAGCUGCUGAGAGCAGCAGCCUCCACAGAACCAGGAGCCAUCUGGCAGGGCAGCAGGGGGCCAGACUCCCUCCCAAGGAGGGUUCCAGGGACCUCAAGGUGAGGGCAGCCGGUACUCUGAGCAUUGCCUAAACCUUAAUGAAAGUGCCCUGGGUCUUGGCUUCUUGCUGCCUGAAGUCAAGGCCCCCUUUUUACUCCAUUAGGUCCCCAAGUUCUACUUGGUGUUUGUUCUCUGUUGGCACCAAUUGCAUUUUAGUUCCACAGGGAGCAGUAGCAGUUCAGCCAAAGCGGUGUGCCCAGAGUGCCCUUCCUCUCCCCUCCUGUACAGCUUCACUCCCAACCUCUUGCUAUUAUUCUCACUCUGCAAGGGGCCCUUCAGAAGAUUUGCAUGCACUGUUAGGUAUUGGAAAGAACGAGCAUUUAUUAGGCAUUGUAGCAGUUUGCAUUGAAAAAUACAUUAUAAAAUGCCUGAGCACUUAUUAGGCACCUUCGUGUAUGCUGUGGAUAUAUUUGAUCUUAGCUACCUCAUUAAAUGUUUUUUGAAAAGAUGUUUUUCAUUAUUCCAAUCAACUCGGCCUCACAGUUGAAAAUGUUCAGUCAUGAUUACUUUUGAAGCCAAAGGGGAAAGCAUCAGUGUUGUUGAGCUAUUUAAAGUUUCUGAUUUGGCCUCCAAUAAUGCUUUGUAGUGGGUAAAUUUCCACAUUCAGGCCAAGGCCAGCAGGCUGAAGAGCAGCUGCAGUUUGCAGCUUGGGGCAGCAGGCCUCCUGGUGCUCCCUGAGCAGCUGUGUGCUGCAGGCCUUAAUACCCGCAGAGAUGCUUUAAGCAGGCAGAGCCACAGAAUGAAAAAAUAUCCUCGCCUCUCCCUAAAAAGAUGAUGUAGUCUAUUUCUCUGACCCCACCAGAAAAAGAGCCUCCGAAUAAGAAGAGCAGUUAUCCCAUGCAUUUUAGAGCAUGUGUCACAGAGGAGCUGUUGGGGACCAGGAGAAUGAAGUCACCUGACUCCACACACUCUUCUUGAAAGGGAAACAUGGCCACCGAAUUAUUCAUAUGUAGAUGGAACAAUUUGCCUGUAGUUUUUUUCCUCUUAAACCAAAAAGAAAUGUAAAUAUGUUAAUUGGAAAAGUAUUUAGGAUAUCAGCUUGAAUGUGUAAGUGUGUGUACACUUAAGAACAUCUAAAUAUAUUCCUGCAGAUCUUGAAAAGUUUUAAUAUUUGUUGCCAGUAAUGUUCUUUCUCCACAGCCACACCUGGAAUUCUGAAGUACUGGGCCUUUCUCAGAAGACUGUAAUGCACCUGAAGUUUCUGAAAUAUUGCAAAGCCACAGAGUUUAGUCUGGUGCUGCCAAAAAGAAAAGCAACCUAGAGUUUAUUUUUAAGUAUCCAGAAGUGAUUUGUAAACUUUUUUUUUAUUUUAACUGAAUACAUAUGCGAUAGUAUUAUAUGUUGAGAACUAAGGAUACUCUUUAGCAAAAGAAUAUAUUUUACCUUAAUUUCACUGCUGCAGCUAUUUCUUUAACCUUGACUUUGAUGCCUGUAAAGAGCAGUCUCAGCACCUGCUGCCGUGUUUCCGUUAUCAUUAGUGAUCUGACUACUUCUCAUGAUGGUGGUUGUGCUGUGUAAACCUGUUCGUGUUCUUCUAUUUCCCAGCUGAGGAUAUCUCUCGGUGUGUUUUGUCCAUGGUUUGUGUUUUCUGUGAUGGCAUUUACGAACAACUACACAUUUUUGUUAAUAAAAGGCAACUUAGCCACAUUUA